UACACUAUGGUCAAUAAGAUACUGAAACCUAUUUUACUCGAUUAUUUAAGUGUUUGGACUUUGAAGGUCAAUAAUCCCUCCCAUGUGAUUUUUGCUCUUUCACCAACGGUUCUCUUCUUUCCCCAUCUUCUUCUACACGCCACCCCGCCCCCACCAAUUGAUCUGGACUCUUUUUCAAUGGACCCGAAGUUCGCCGGAAAGCCCAUACCCGCUCCAUUUCUAGCGGGUCGAACUGACCUUGACCAGAUGCCCGAUACUCCUACCCGUAUUGCCCGUCACCGUCGAGCUCAAUCGGAGACUUUCUUCCGGUUCCCGGACUUUGACGAUGAUAUUCUACUGGACGACGUCGUUGCUGACUUCAACAUCGACAUUUCUGCGCCGUCGGCUGAUACACAUAUGCAGCAGCCGGCUAAUUCGGCUGACUCGUCAUCAACCGGACCCCUUUUUGCUGGACCGUCUGGUGGUGAUCAAAACCCUAGACCGUUGAAUCAUUUCCGGAGUCUGUCAGUUGACGCUGACUUUUUUGAUGGGUUGGAGUUUGGUGAUGUUGGAGCAGCGACAACACCGGCGGCGGCGAAGGAAGAAGAGAAGUGGGUGAUGGGUUCGGGUUCGGGUUCGGGUUCGCGGCAUAGGCAUAGUAAUUCGAUGGAUGGUUCUUUUAGUACGGCGUCGUUUGAAGCUGAGAGUUCUGUUAAGAAAGCUAUGGCGCCUGAUCGCCUUGCUGAAUUGGCUUUAAUUGAUCCCAAGAGAGCUAAAAGGAUUCUUGCAAACAGACAAUCUGCUGCACGUUCUAAGGAGCGGAAAAUCCGUUAUACUAAUGAACUGGAGAGGAAGGUGCAGACUCUGCAGACUGAAGCUACUAAUCUAUCUGCACAAAUCACGGUUCUGCAGAGAGACAAUAGUGGAUUGACUACUGAGAACAAAGAACUCAAGCUACGGUUGCAAGCUUUGGAACAACAAGCCCAUCUUAGAGAUGCCCUGAAUGAAGCUUUGAGGGAAGAAUUGCAGCGGCUAAAGAUAGCAGCUGGUCAAAUGACAGCUGCAAAUGGAACCAGGGGGCCGCGUCCACAUUUCCCUCCCCAGCCGCAGUCAUUUGUCCAAUGUGGUAAUCUCCAUUCACAACAGCAGCAGCAGCCUCAAUCUAACACAAGUUCCCAAAAUAUUGGUGGUCAGACCCAACCUAGCUUGAUGAACUUCAGUAACAGGGGUUGAAAAUGUCAAAAGGCUAGUAACUAGCAUAGAGGCUUGUAUAUAUUUAUAUGUAAUGGGUAGUGUUGCAGGCUGUGAGUGAUUCUGAUCAGUUCACUUUGUACCAUUAUCAAUACUAGUUACAUGAAAUGCUAUGCCAUAUACUUGUUUUAUAAACUGCAGUUAGAUAUUGUUCAA
Capsicum annuum is the source of this 1386-nucleotide messenger RNA. Its product is annotated as transcription factor VIP1. Lineage: Eukaryota; Viridiplantae; Streptophyta; Magnoliopsida; Solanales; Solanaceae. Bases 7 to 1212 code for a protein of 401 amino acids. Gene Ontology annotation, cellular component: nucleus. Gene Ontology annotation, molecular function: DNA-binding transcription factor activity. Gene Ontology annotation, biological process: regulation of DNA-templated transcription. The transcript is spliced from 4 exons. The record is from RefSeq and is a predicted model, not a curated record.